AUGAUAUGUGCAACUUCAGAAGCGAAUCUCACGAUCAGCACACGCGGCUUAAGCCUGGACCUGCUUAUCCACUCGCCCGUGCAAGACAUGUACCUCUGCUUCAACCGCUCACGACUCGUCGGCAGAAGACUGACAAGGUUUCAAGCCGAAAGACAACCGAACUGCCUCUUCAAAGAAGAAUUCGUAGACGGCUACAACAGAUACCACCUGGUAAAGAACGAAGACCGCUACAUAGGGUUCAACAGGCGAGGCGCUCAGAUGCGACGCGGGAAGAGCAACCUCCCCGAAAGACAGCACAAAUGCUUCUCCCUGCUAAAGGAGGCCCACGACUUCGACAUAAACAGACACAAUACUGUGAUCGCGGGCACCGUGCCCAAGUGGCGCCCCCAGCGUAGACUCCGGCCUCCGUCGCAGAACUCCAUCAAGCCCCCGUGUCACGGCGUGCGCCAUCACCACGGCAGGCAUCAGAGGCGGCGAAACUGCGAGGGCACGUAG
Pieris macdunnoughi is the source of this 495-nucleotide messenger RNA. The record is from the annotation of a GenBank genome assembly. Lineage: Eukaryota; Metazoa; Arthropoda; Insecta; Lepidoptera; Pieridae.